This is a messenger RNA of Ictalurus punctatus (channel catfish), 1926 nucleotides long. Its product is annotated as T-cell-specific surface glycoprotein CD28. The record is from RefSeq and is a predicted model, not a curated record. Gene Ontology annotation, cellular component: external side of plasma membrane. The transcript is spliced from 4 exons. Lineage: Eukaryota; Metazoa; Chordata; Actinopteri; Siluriformes; Ictaluridae. Gene Ontology annotation, biological process: T cell receptor signaling pathway; regulation of T cell proliferation. The coding region runs from base 145 to 855 and encodes 236 amino acids.
GGUGUUUACUCGGGUUACUGAAUAAUAGGAGUACUCAUACGUUAUCAUCGGUCUCGGGCUAAUAGAAGUGCGGGUUUAGCAGUGCCACAUUUGUUUGAGCAAACAGGUGCACUGCAGUCUCUUCUUGCAAGUGCAUAACAGAAGAUGAAGACUUCCUGGCUUUUGGCGACCCUCCUGCCCCUUUUCCUCUUCAGCUGUGCCCUCCCUGAGAAACAGUGCCAGUGUAAAGACAAUGUCCUAAAAAUUCAGCGUGUAACAGUCCACGGCAAUGUCUCCGUGCCCUGUCCCAUGUUUACAGCUGUGGAGAUGACGUUCAAGUUGCACAAGGGACAAAAUAUUACUGCCACCGUCACGUAUGUGAAUGCCUCACAUAAGAGCAGCCCAGAACCCCUAGGCAGCAAAAUGUAUCACUCUGUAAAAGAUGACAACACCACUCAUUUUCUCCUUUACAAUGUGACUAUGGAUGCAACGGGCUUGUACACAUGCACGGCUGAAAAGUCCUACCCCCCUCCCAUGGUCACCAUACAAGAGGAACCUCAGACCAUCGUGAUCGUUGAAAACCAUGGGUGUGUGCAGAACAGCCAAAGAAUGGAUCCUUCUGCCAGUCAUCUGCCCCUAUGGGUAGGGUUCGGGAUUCUGAGUGUAUAUUGCCUGAUUAUCACAUGCAUUGCAUUAUCACUGAGAUUCCGUCUAAAAAGAGAGGACAUGUCCACACAUGACUACAUGAACAUGAAGCCACGAACACGGAGGAAGAAGCAAGGCAUCCAUCACCCAACACACCACAGCUGGUACAACGACACGACCAAUGGCACAGCAGUCAGCAAGAAGCUUCCAACUAAAGGAACAUCUGUUUAAAUCCAAGACUCAUCUCAAACUAAUUUCCCCUGCACUGCACAUUUGGUUGUGUUCUUCCUGCUCUAAUCCACUUGUUAGAAACACAUAAAGUGAACAGUUUAUUAAUUAGUUGAUGAGUUUAGUCAGGUGUGCUGGAGCAAAGAGAACAUUAAAAUAUGCAGUGCAGCAAUUGUAAAUGCUGCACUAACCAAUCUUUUAUUAUUUUAUUCUCACACCCUUACUUGUGCAGAAACUGUAGCAAAGCUAUAGGCUAAAGGUUUUUAUGUAGUUUUCUAUUUGUGUCUUGUUGUAUUGCUUCAGUCAUUGAUGCAUUUUUGUAGAUAAUAAACUUACCUAAAAACUAGCUUGUUAAUUAAUAUCUAUUUAAUUGUAUGUGGCUCCCUACACCAGAAAUAUUGGCACCCUGAAAAAAAUGACCAUGCAGUCUUAAACAGUUUUAAGUACAAUGCUACUUAGCCCCCCCCCCCCCCCCCCCCCCCCCAAUAUCCUGCAAUAAGUUUGUCCUGCAAUAUUUUCUGUAUUUUAUUUUUUAUUUGGAUUAAUGUUUUGGGUCAUUAUCUUGUUAAAAGUUCAGAGGUAACCAGGUAUUGGAUUAAUAAUUAUUUAAAUUGCUUUUGUUUGAAUUGUUCAUUGCAAACAGCUGGAAGUCUGUAAAUUUUGACAAUAACCCUGAUUUGCAAUGGGGGUUGAAUAAUUUUGAUUGCAACUGUAGGAAUUAGUGAAUUUUUCCAAGAAUGAUCAUUUGUUUGCAUUUAUUUUAAAAUAUUUUUUUUAUAAUGAUAUUCCUAUGAGUGUUUGAAUUUUUACUUAUUUUCUUGCCUGUUCACUGUGGGGCUGACUGUAAACAUACACUACCUUGAGAAUAAUGAAUAAUGGUCUAUAAAAUAAUGGCUUUAACACCAUAUGUAUAUUCCAAACUAUAUGUAGUAGGAGCCAUUUGGGACUCACAUCCCUUCUAGUGAUUUCUUAAAAAUCUUUUCACAUUUUUUGUUCUUUGUGGUAAAGUUUUCACAUAUUGUACAAGGCAGUACAAGUGGGUAACAAAAUAAAACCAAUCAAAAACAACAUAAA